AUGAAAUCAAUGUGGUCUCGUGUUCUUCGUGCGCUGCUUGUGAGGACCAAAGCGUCGAGGUGGAGAAGAGCCUCUAAGUGUAAGCACGUGAUAAAGCAGGCUCAGCUUCAUCUAACCAUCCAAAAGGCCAGGAAGGAUUCCAUUAUCAGGCAAUCUCGUGCUGAUAUCGCUCAACUCCUCCAGAAUGGCCAGCUCGACCAAGCCUUAGCCAGAGUUGGGAGACUCUACAAGGAUCAGAAUCUAUUGGCUGCAUAUGAUCAAGUUAAGGAUUUCUGCGAAUGCAUAAUCACCAAUUUCCCCGAUAUUUGCAAACAAAGUGAUGUACAAUCCUUGCCUGCUGUUGUUCGCCAAGCCAUGGCGAAUUUGAUGUUUGCUGCCUCCAGAUGUGGUGAAUUGCCGGAGCUACAUUUGCUGCGGUGCAUCUUCAGAGAGCGUUAUGGUUGUGAAUUCGAAACUGCCAAUGUCGAAUUACGACAUGAAAAUCUUGUGAGUUCUCAGAUGAAGCAGAAUCUGUGUAUAAAUGUGGAGGUACCAGACGAUGAGAAGCUCAAAUUGAUAAGGGAAAUAGCUGGAGAAGGAGAACACACCCUUCUGCUGGGGUUCAGGGACUCUGAACAAAGCUCCAAGAUGCAAUGCCAGGAGAUAAAUAGUCGCUCUUACCCAAAGUGCAAGUCUGAGCAAAGAGCUGAAGUAAUGGAUUUGGAUAUGCAUGAUAUGUACGUUGACAAUAGCUUGGGUAAUCGUAAUGGCUCUCGUAAUUCAACCGGAAUCAAGAAAAAGUCCGCUAGCGUGGAAUAUCAGGAGACCUCAUCGGCUACGACCUCCCCAGAUGGUAUGCCAAGUACUCCUGAGAUGAGUAUCGUAUAUCUCGAUGACUUGGAAGAGAAGUCAGUGAACCAAGAACACCGCAAUUUCAAGAUAUGCCUAUAGAUUAGGUGACAAACACAUUUAAGGUUUGAUGAUUUUAUGAAGCCGUUGGUUCAAGAAGAAUGUAAUGAUGAGGAUGAGCCAAGUUAGGUUGAAGUCAAUUUCACAGCAGUAGAACCUUUUUGUUAAGUACAUUGCCAGAAUGAGAAAUACGAGAGAUUCUUCCACCAACAAA
Molecule: messenger RNA, 1102 nt
Organism: Alnus glutinosa
Lineage: Eukaryota; Viridiplantae; Streptophyta; Magnoliopsida; Fagales; Betulaceae
Exons: 5
Coding region: 1-930 (309 amino acids)
Biological process (GO): protein transport
Source: RefSeq, a predicted model, not a curated record